Molecule: messenger RNA, 1563 nt
Organism: Trichoderma reesei QM6a
Lineage: Eukaryota; Fungi; Ascomycota; Sordariomycetes; Hypocreales; Hypocreaceae
Product: amino acid transporter
Exons: 2
Coding region: 1-1563 (520 amino acids)
Biological process (GO): amino acid transmembrane transport
Cellular component (GO): membrane
Molecular function (GO): L-amino acid transmembrane transporter activity
Source: RefSeq, a predicted model, not a curated record
AUGGAACCGAAUGUACGUGUCUCAACUCAUCAUCACCAACCCCCUUUCAUCCAAAACCAAUCAUGCUCACUGUUUGAAAUCGAAACAGCCCAGUUCCAGCAAGCCCGUGAGGCCAAGCGCCAAAUCGGCGUCCCGUCCGCCUCCAUGCUCAUCUUCAACCGCAUCAUCGGCACCGGCAUCUUCGCCACGCCCGGCUCCAUCCUCGCCCUCUCCGGCAGCACGGGCCUCUCCCUCUUCCUCUGGGUCGCCGGCAGCAUCAUCGCCUGGGCCGGCACCGCCGUCUACAUGGAGUUCGGCACCGGCCUGCCCAAGAACGGCGGCGAGAAGAACUACCUCGAGUACGUCUACCGCAAGCCGCGCUUCCUCGUCACCGGAAUGUACACCACCUACGUGAUCCUGCUCGGCUGGGCCGCCGGCAACUCGGUCGUCUUUGGCGAGUACAUCCUCAACGCCGCCCGCGUCGAGGUCACCGACUGGAACCAGCGCGGCAUCGCCGUCGCCUGCAUCACCACCGCCUUCCUCAUCCACGGCACCGCCCUCAAAUGGGGCCUCCGCCUGCAAAACGUCCUCGGCGUCAUCAAGAUCUGCAUCGUCAUCAUCGUCAUCAUCGCGCCCCUGGCCAACAUCAAAAAGGUGAAAGAAAUCAACUGCCUGCACAACGCCUUCGAGGGCACCACCGGUAGCGCCUACGGCGUCGUCACCUCCCUCUACAACGUCAUCUGGAGCUUCGUCGGCUACAGCAACGCAAACUACGCCCUCAGCGAGACAAAGAACCCGACCCGCACCCUCAAGAUCGCCGCGCCCCUCGCCGUCGGCUCCGUCACCAUCCUCUACAUGCUCGCCAACGUCUCCUACUUCGCCGGCGUCUCCAAGACGGAGAUCCUCGAGGCCAAGCGCCUCGUCGCCGCCUCCCUCUUCCGCAACAUGUUUGGCGAGCGCGCCGAGAGGGCCCUGUCCGUCUUUGUCGCCCUCUCUGCCUUUGGAAACGUCAUGAGCGUCAUCUUCUCCCAGGGCCGUCUCGUUCAGGAGCUCGGCCGUGAGGGCGUCCUGCCCUUUUCGCGCCUCUGGGCGAGCAACCGUCCCUUUAACGCGCCCCUGGCCGGUCUCUUUGAGCACUGGCUCAUCACCAUGAUUACUGUCCUCGCUCCCCCGGCAGGCGACGCCUACAACUUUGUCCUCAACCUCAUCUCUUACCCCCUCGCCAUCAUCAACGUCUUCGUCGCCGGAGCCCUCGUUCAUCUCUACCGCAACCGCGCCGCCUGGAACUGGAACCCCCCGAUCAAGGCCACAUACCCCGUCGUCAUCUUCUUCCUCCUCAGCAACAUCUACCUCGUCGUCGCCCCCUUCGUGCCGCCCGAGGACGGUCAGAGCGUGUACGAGUCCCUUCCAUACUGGAUUCAUUGCGUCGUCGGCUUCGGCGUGCUCUUCGCCGGUGCCGUGUACUGGUUGCUUUGGGCCAAGAUUAUGCCUUGGAUCGGCAAGUACGAGCUCGUGGAGGAGACUGUUGUCGAUGAGAUUGACGGAUGGGAGAGGAGUUACUUUACCACUAGGUCACUGAAGUGA